CCCGCCACCCUGCGCGUCCCCGCCGCCGCGCUCCCGCUUUCUGGCGACCCCUGAGCUCCUGCUCGCUCGCUUGCCUGUCCCUUGCCUCUGUCGCAGCCACUGCGGGGCCAUGGCGACCUGCUUUCUGCUGCGGAGUUUCUGGGCCGCUCGUCCGGCGCUGCCGCCUUCCGGCCGCUGCCGCCGCCCGGCGCACGCGGGAAUCCAGCGUCGCAGCUACGCCCGCGGCCCUGCUGGCCUCCCCGCCGACCUACUCCGCGGGGACAGCUUCGUGGGAGGCCGCUGGCUCCCGGCCCCCGCCACCUUCCAGGUACACGACCCGGCCAGCGGCGCCACGCUGGGCACCGUGGCCGACUGCGGGGCGCCCGAGGCCCGCGCAGCCGUGCGCGCCGCCUACGAUGCCUUCUGCUACUGGAAAGGGGUCUCUGUUAAGGAGAGGAGUUUGCUACUUCGUAAAUGGUAUGACUUAAUGAUGCAAAAUAAGGACGACCUUGCCAAGAUCAUUACAGCCGAGAGUGGAAAGCCAUUGAAAGAGGCCCAGGGAGAAAUUCUGUAUUCUGCCAGUUUCCUGGAAUGGUUCUCAGAGGAAGCCCGUCGUGUUUAUGGGGACAUCAUCUACACCUCUGCCAAGGAUAAACGGGCACUGGUCCUCAAGCAGCCCAUUGGUGUGGCCGCAAUCAUCACUCCGUGGAAUUUUCCUAGUGCCAUGAUCACCCGGAAAGUGGGGGCCGCCCUGGCAGCUGGCUGCACUGUGGUGGUGAAACCUGCCGAAGACACGCCCUACUCUGCCCUGGCCUUGGCGCAGCUUGCAAACCAGGCAGGAAUUCCUCCAGGGCUCUAUAAUGUCCUUCCCUGCUCUAGAACCAAGGCCAAGGAAGUGGGAGAGGCGCUAUGUACCGAUCCGCUAGUGUCCAAAAUUUCCUUUACUGGCUCAACAGCAACAGGAAAGGUCCUGCUGCACCAUGCAGCAAAUUCUGUGAAACGUGUCUCCAUGGAGCUGGGCGGCCUUGCCCCAUUCAUUGUCUUCGACAGUGCCAACGUGGACCAGGCUGUCGCGGGAGCAAUGGCAUCUAAGUUUAGGAAUGCUGGGCAGACUUGUGUUUGCGCAAACAGAUUCUUGGUACAACGGGGUAUCUACGAUUCCUUUGUAAAGAAGUUUGCAGAAGCAAUGCAGAAAAGCCUGCGUGUGGGUAACGGAUUCGAGGAAGGAAUAACUCAGGGCCCAUUAAUUAAUGAGAAAGCAGUAGAAAAGGUAGAGAAGCAUGUGAAUGACGCGGUUACCAAAGGGGCCACCGUUGUGACAGGAGGGAAGCGACACCAAAGCGGGGGAAAUUUCUUCGAGCCCACCUUGCUCAGCAAUGUCACCAGGGACAUGCUCUGCAUCACUGAAGAGACCUUUGGGCCGCUGGCGCCAGUUCUCAAGUUUGACAAAGAAGAAGAGGCCGUUGCCAUCGCAAAUGCAGCUGAUGUUGGAUUAGCAGGGUACUUUUACUCUCAAGACCCAGCCCAGAUCUGGAGAGUGGCGGAGCAGCUGGAGGUGGGCAUGGUCGGUGUGAAUGAAGGACUGAUCUCUUCAGUGGAGUGUCCCUUCGGUGGGGUGAAGCAGUCUGGCCUUGGGCGAGAAGGGUCCAAGUACGGCAUUGACGAGUAUCUAGAGGUCAAGUAUGUGUGUUAUGGAGGCUUAUAGGGCUCUUCACUUCUCCAGAAAUAAUAAAACCACCUAGAUCUGUAGGGACCUGCCAUCCGCUUUUUUAAAAUAAGCAAGUAGGUUAUCAGAGUUAUGAAUUUUAAAAAAUUCAGCCAGUCCUCAUUAUCCUAGAUGUAAAUUCUAAUCCUGCCCAUAUAUAACUAGGGACCAAUGAAUGCCAUAUACCUGUGCUGUGGGCUCCAGCACAAUCCCACUGCCUCGGGACAAGGUACAGUGUGAGUGCUCACGUGUCCCUGCCCCUCACAAAGUGUAGUCACUGUGUGGGCAGUGGCUCCGCCGUCCCCAGGCAACUGCCCAGCUUGGGCCCAGAAGACUGGGAAGAAAAUGCUGGGGUGAUAGACAUUUGGACAGAGGGUGGUUCACAUCUGGGCCUCGGCAUCUGUCAGCUUGGUAAUGAACAGCUUGCCUGAUCAGAGGGGUGUGACAAAGGCUUUGAUUGCCUAAGACUUCUUUCUAAAUGGCACAGGAUCGUCUGUACUAUAUGGAAUGAGGGGGUGUUUCUCUUUGUUUCUGGGCAGCUUUUCUUGUUUUUUUUUCUUUUGUGAGAUAGGGUUUCUCUGUGUAGCCCUGGCUAUCCUGAAACUUGCUCUGUAGACCAAGCUAAGCUGGCCCUGAACUCAGAGAUCCACCUGCCUCUGCUUCCUGAGUGCUGAGAUUUAAGGCAUUAAUCACCACCCCCCAGCUCUGGGCUGUUUUAUUUUUGUUUUUGUUUUUAGUUGCUGGGAGCAGGAUUUGUUUGGUUUUGUUCCGUUUUGGUUCAUCUUCAUUUGGUUUGGUUUGAUGAGACAGGGUCUUGCUAAGUAGCUUAGGCUGGUUUCACACUCAAAAUUCUCCUGUUUCAGCCUCCCAAGUGCUGGGGUUACAGACUUGCCUAUCACCCCUGGGUAAAUGGAAGUCUCCAUUGCCCUAAACUUACAGCUUAUGCUUCAUUUUAUUUCUCUUAGAAAAUCAAACCGAGCUGGGGGCAAAAAUCAUCAGAGGUGGUUUGGUAGGAUGAAAAUCAUGGCUUUUGUUUCUUUUCCAGUUUCUUUUUAUAUAUUCAGAUGGAUUGGGGUGUUGAAUCAAUGGCCUCAUGCAUGCCAGCACUGAACUGCCCCCAGUGGGGUUUUUUGUUUUUGUUUUGUUUUCAUUUUAAUAUUUGAGACAGGGUCUUGGUUUGUUGCACAGGCUGGCCUUGAGCUUUUUAUUGAACUGCCUCAGUUUCCUGACAGGCCUGCACUGUGCAGUUCUGCCUGGGCGUGCUGUGUAGGACACCAUGCUCGGCUUAAAGGGCAUUGUGAGCCUGAAAACGCAGUUUAAGCACAGGAAUCCUUUUGAUUAUGAGCAGCACCACCCACCUUGAGCUCGGGUGGUGGCUUUGUCGAGGGAGGAAACCAGUUGCCCACCUGAAGGCCUGCCUACAUCUGAGCCAGGUUUUCUGUACCUGGGUGCAGCUGCUGCUAAGCUUCCGGAAGAGCAAAGCGCUUUCAUCACUGUGAAAAAACGAUGCCCACAAUUGCCAGUCCCCUGUGGAAGGGAGCUGAAGCCAUGAGCCCCAGGCACCGUUGCCCUAGCGCGCACACACACACACACACACACACGGACCUGCAAGAUAGCUUAGUGGGUAAAGGCUUUGCUAGACAAGCACGGUGACCUACCUGAGUUCCAUCUCUGAAGCCUGUGUACAGAUGGGAAGAGAGAACCAGCUCUACACAGUUGUCCUCUGACCUCAACAAGUACAUCAGAGGCACACACACACACAAAUUCACACACACACACACACACACACACACACACCAAACACACACCAAAACUCCCUGUAACUGGGGUUGGUCUCACUUUGAAACAAUUUAAAGGAGAAAAAGUUUAGGUUCUUGUAGAUAUCCAUCUAAAACCUGUUUAUUUCCAAUAGGCAGUAAUGGAGCUCCCUGUUCCUUGCCCCUCCCUGUGCAGAGAGUCCACUCACAGUCUGUGGAUGCUCUGAGACGCUAAUGUGGAUGAUAGCAGAGCUAGCUGCAGUGAUUCCUAAACACCACCAAGUCCCAAGCCACUGGGAGCUUCAGAUAAGGAAUUCGUGGUUUUAAAGGUCCCCGUGCGCAAGAAGUAGAAAUCUGCCUCUUAGGGACCCCACACAACUGGCAAGAGUCACACAGCUUAGCAUGUUCAGUCUGUUUCUGUCCUCUUCCUGUGUAGAGUGUAGUUGGUUUCUAGCGCAUCUCCUAACUAAAUUUUUUUAAUGGAUGUGGGUAUUUUGCCUGCAUUGGAUGUCUGUGUACAUGCAUGCUGGUGCCUCGGAGGUCAGAUCACCUAGAACUGGAGUUACAGAUGGGUGUAAGCCACCAUGUGGGUGCUGGGAAGGGAACCCCGCUCCUCUGAAAGAACAGUCCUAACAUUUCUAACUUCUUAAGACUUGUGUCCACUGUGUUUCAGUUAAUCCAAGUGCUCGGCUGCUGUUUUGUAGACGAGGGACCCACAUGCUGAGCUAGGAGCAGGGAGUCACUUCAAACACACUGUAAACACUGUCAGCCCGUGGGUUCUUGGGCUGUCUGGCAAAUCUUUGUUUUUGUGCAUAUAUGACUCACUGGGUAUAUCACUGGCACACAUAUUUGUUACAACAAAUGUAAUCAAUUUUUGUAAUUAAAAUAUUGGGAGUGGGUACUGGUGGUAAAGUAUGUAACUAAUCAUCACCACUGAAAAUAAGUGAAUGAAAGAAAAAUGGUUUGAGGUUGUGGGAAGACAGUAUUUUGGGGAAUAUAUUAAACAGGAGCUCUUGUUAGCUGCUGGGCUCAAAUGAUCCUCCUGCCUUAGUCUCUCAAAAUAGCUGCGACUAUAGGCAUGUCACCAAGUCAGCUGUUUUUUUUUGUUUUUGUUUUUUAAUUUUUAGUGGUUUCCAUUGAGUUUGGGUUCAUGUAGUCCAAGCUCUCCUUGAAACACUUGCCCCCUACUUCUUGUGCUGGAAUUACACACACACAUAUAUAUACUACCCAGCUAAGAAGUGUUUUUGAAUGAACCUUUGUCAUUGUUCACUAAGAUAUAUGAUAGGUGGAAUUUUGAAGAUGUAUCUAUAGGCAUGUAAGGACAAGUUGAUGAAGUACAACCUGUGAGCCAAAUCCUACCACCACCUGCUUUUGUGUAACUCGUAAGUUUAAAGUAUUUUAUAUAUUCAGAUGGAUUGGGGUGGGUUAGAGCUAGUUCAUGGAAUUCCAGUGUCUGUGGAUGAACACAGCCACAGUGCCCUGUGCCUGAGUAGCUUUGCUGAGACAGUAUGGCCUGCGGAACCGAAGGAUUUACUGCAAAGCUGCUAAAACAUUUACAACCCUCAUCUCUACCAAGAGGGAGACACUGGCCUGUGUUUGUGAGACAUUAUUCCAUUCUGUUGAACGCCUCCUGUGAAGAAGGCACAUUUCCCAGGCAUUUGUUACCAGUUCUUGGCAGUAAUCAUCAAAUAACUCAAAGGACAUUCGCCUGAUAAUCCUGUCCCCUUGAAAAACACUUCCUCCAGCUUGUAGGGCCUACUGAAAGUGCCAAAGUCCAUCCGUGUCUUUAUCCAUUUGAGGGGCUUUUAAACACAACCCCAUAGAAAGCGCUUGUUUCUCUUCUGUAUGUUUGUUUUUUGGGACUUGGAGAAAAUAAAGAUCAGACGCACAAUGUAAACAAGUCUAUUUGGUGAUGUCAUAAUCGUCAUCAUAAUGGGUCCCUUGAGCUUGCCUCUCUGGAGGCUGGGUCCCAGUGUUUUAAUUACCCAUAUGCAGCUAUUUAAAAACAGAAUUUUACUUGAAUAAUACUUAAUACUGUGAUUGUUUUAUGCCAUUCUUUGUGAGAAAAAUCUUAGGAAUUGAUGAGAAAUAUUUUGCUCUGUAAACAUGUAUACGAUGACUCAUUUUUCUAGUGUUUGACAUUGGUCAACAGAGUUGAAUCUCAUUAAUAAAUGUUGAACUAACUGGACUUUUA
This is a messenger RNA of Arvicola amphibius (Eurasian water vole), 5635 nucleotides long. RefSeq names its product aldehyde dehydrogenase 5 family member A1 (gene Aldh5a1). The transcript is spliced from 10 exons. Bases 110 to 1684 code for a protein of 524 amino acids. Lineage: Eukaryota; Metazoa; Chordata; Mammalia; Rodentia; Cricetidae. Gene Ontology annotation, biological process: GABA catabolic process. Gene Ontology annotation, molecular function: succinate-semialdehyde dehydrogenase (NAD+) activity. The record is from RefSeq and is a predicted model, not a curated record.